Polistes dominula (European paper wasp) is the source of this 1493-nucleotide messenger RNA. Its product is annotated as syntenin-1. Gene Ontology annotation, molecular function: protein binding. The record is from RefSeq and is a predicted model, not a curated record. Lineage: Eukaryota; Metazoa; Arthropoda; Insecta; Hymenoptera; Vespidae. Gene Ontology annotation, cellular component: plasma membrane; cytoplasm.
AGAAUGCAAUUGUGAUGUAAGUUAUGUACUUUAUACUUGCCUCAAUGCAUUUGUUGCAUGUGAUGCUGUUGACGUAUUAGAUGACGUUUAGAUUUGACAACACUGGAUACGAUACAAGUGUUAUCAGAAUUUGUGGAAUAGUGUAAGUGUUGUUGAGUGUGAGUCAGUACACAAAGCCAGUUUUUCAGUAUGCUUCAUUGAGUGCUACGCAUCGAACGCACUAAUAACGCAUCAAUAACGCACUUUUACUUAAUAAAAUUUUGACAGUUUCUACUUCUUUAGGAAUUUUCUAUCAGUUUUUAUUCUUGAUUUACAAGUAUUAAUCGAAACUAUACAAAAUGUCUCUCUAUCCAACUCUCGAAGAUAUGAAGGUGGACCAUAUGAUGAAAGCUCAAAUGCAGGCGGAAUCCCCAUAUUUUACUCCACAACCAUUUGUAUUACCUGAACCUAUGGCACCUUCUGCUCCUGCUUUUGAUCCUUCUCCAUCUGGUCCUAUAUAUCCUUCUUUAGGAGAUUAUAUGGGCUUGGAUCUAAGCAACAAGAUGAUUGAAAACAAUGUCCCUGAAUAUACUGUUUCUACCAAAGCAAAUAUGACAGUGAGUACACCUGCAGAAACACCUAGAGCAGUACCCAAUAUGGUUGCACCACUUUCUGGACAAUCUUUGGGUCUCCAACGAGCACAUGUUACAAAUGGAAUUAGAGAGCUAACAUUAUGUAAAGAUAAAAAUGGAAGAGUGGGCCUAAGAGUACAUUCUGUAAAUAAUGGUAUCUUUGUGUGUCUUGUGAGUCAAGAAUCUCCAGCUGCACUUGCUGGGUUACGUUUUGGUGAUCAAAUUUUAAGUGUUAAUGAAGAAUGCGUAGCUGGGUAUACAAUGGAUCAAGUGCAUAAACUGUUUCGUAAUGCUGAUGUUAAUGGCAUUAAAGUUGUUGUUCGUGAUAGACCAUUUGAACGUACUGUUACUAUGCACAAGGACAGUUCUGGUUGCAUUGGAUUUCAAUUUAAAAAUGGAAAGAUAAUUGCAUUGGUAAAAGAUACUUCAGCUGCACGAAAUGGAUUAUUAAUUGAUCAUCAAAUACUAGAAAUUAAUGGCAAGAAUGUGGUUGGAUUAAAGGAUAAACAAAUAACAACAGAAAUAGAAAAUGGCGGAGAUAUUAUAACAGUUACUGUAAUUCCGUCAUAUAUUUAUGAUCAUAUGGUUAAAAAGAUGUCAAGUAGUUUAUUAAAAACAUUAAUGGAUCAUUCUGUGCCAGAUGUAUGAAGAAUUACAAGUUAAGAUAUCUACUUUUUGGUUACAUACUAUAUUUUAUAAUGAGGAGCUACAUAUGCCAAGAUAAUCUUAAUAUGUUACUAUUAUAACAUGUAUGAUAAGUAUUUUAUGUAUAUUUCAUUAUUGCACAAAAUUUGAUUGUUAUAAAGUACUCAUGCAGCACACAUAAUAUAUCAGUUCUUAUCAAGAUAUGCAUGAUAUAUUGAUCGAAAUACAAAAAAAAAA